GUUCGCCACAGUCACCGGAGUGAGGCAGCAUGGAUGACAUGGAGACUUGGCCGGAGAUAGAGAAAGCUAAGACAGAGAGGAGGCGUGAGCUGGUUCUACAGGGUCCCGGUGUGGACACGAGGAUCUCCUCUCAUGGCGGACUCACCAGGUCCAUUUACUCCCUCACCCUGCUCAACUACCUGGAGGUGAGCCAGUGUCCCAGUCUGACAGAGAUCCACGAGGACAUCCGGCGGCUGACCACCCUGCAGAGCCUCAUCCUGUGCAGGAACAAGCUCGCCUCCUUCCCGGACGUCAUCAGCCUCCUGGGGUCCCUGAAGGUCCUGGACCUGUCGGUGAACAACCUGCAGGUUCUCCCGGAGGGCAUCACCCAGCUGAGCGAGCUGAACACCCUCAACGUGAGCUGCAACAGCCUGGAGGAGCUGCCCGCCGGCCUGAGCCGUUGCACCAAGCUCUCCACCAUCAACGUCUCCAAGAACCGCAUCACCCGCUUCCCCGCGGACCUCUACUCGGAGAGGCUGGACCUCCUCAGCUCCCUGGUGGCCUCCGACAACGCCAUCGAGGAGCUGAGCGGAGAUGUUCACAAGCUGUCUGCUCUGAAGGUUCUGGAUCUCUCUGGCAACAAGCUGAAGGAAAUCCCGUGUGAUCUGAGCGACUGCCCCAAGCUGAAGGAGAUCAACUUCAAAGGCAACAAGCUGAACGACAAACGCCUCGAAAAGAUGGUCAACGGCUGCCAGACCAAGUCGAUCCUCGAGUACCUCAGAGGAAAAGGAAAAGGGAGACAGGGAGAGGAAGGAGGAGAUGCAGAGGGCGGACGCAAUGUAGAUAAAAAGAAAAGGCAGCAGCAGAGGAAGAAGAAGGCGGCAGAUGAACCCGAUGAGGUGGAAGAGCUGAACAAGAUGGUGGUGAGGAUUCUCCAUGUUUCGGACGCGCCCACAGCGCUCACGGUCAAAGUGAUGGCGGAAGUUAAGGAUGUUCGGCCCUACCUGGUGUGCUGCGUGGUCCGGGGCAUGAACCUGAAGUCUGGCAAUUCUCUCAAACGGUUCCUCGUGGCUCAGACCAAGCUUCAUGACGAUUUGUGUGGUAAAAGGACCACGGCAACCAUUGCAACUCAUGAUGUGCAGCUUCUCAAAGGCCCCCUGACGUAUGAGGUCAAACCCCCCACCCAGCUAAAGAUUGUGUCACUGGGCCGGAAGGAGAUGACGGCGGUCGAGCUGAUGAGACACCUCCACCUAGAGGCCGACGAGCUGAGGAAGCAGAAGAAACGACAGAAUGUUACUGGCCUCCACAAAUACCUGCAGCUUUUGCAAGGAAAAGCCUUCUAUCCCUGCCUAGUAGACGCAGAGGGACUUGUGAUCUCAUUCCCACCUAUUACCAACAGUGAGAACACCAAGAUCAAGAAGACUACCAAAGAGUUGUUUUUGGAAGUGACCAGUUCAACCAGCCUGCAGACCUGUAAAGACAUUAUGGACGCUCUGAUCAUAAAAAUGGCAGAGUUGAACAAGUUCACAGCGGAGCAUCGGGAGGAGGCGGGGUCAGACGGGGAAGGGGAAGGCCCGCCCGAGCCGGCCGCCAGCGUCGAGACCUCCAGCGAACUGAUCGUCCAGCAGGUCCGAACCGUCGACCAGGACGGGAACCUGAAGGUCGUCUACCCGUCGAAGACCGACCUCUCCUCCAGCGACGUCAGCAAUUUGACCAUCGUUUGGUAGACGUGCUGUGGACAGCCUGCAAUGUCUGUAUUUAAAAUGUGUGUCUAAUUGGAUUUGCAAGUAUGUACCAAGAUAAUCUGCAAACAUGUAUUCAUAAUCCAUGUGUUUUAUUGGAUUUGGACGUUUGCAAAUAAAUAUCUGCAAAUAAUUUCGUGUGUGCAAUCGGAUUGAAAAGUUGGAUUUGAAAUGUGUAAAGCAAAUAUCUUCAAAUAAGUAUUGGGAUUUGCAAAUGUAUUCAUAUCUGUAAAACCAUAAAUAGAGAGAGAGUAUUUUGCCUCAAGAGCUCAAAAUACAGACACAUCCUCAGUUUUAUGCUCAGGCGGCGACUAAAUUUUCAAUGAGUUUUUUACACUUGAUUUCUACUACACUUGUGCUGUGGCAGAUCUGGGAAUAUGUGUUGAGAUUUUUCUGUGUUUUCUGGAGCUGCAGCCUUCAUCCCGCUAGGUGGCGGUAGCCGUUAAUCUCCAUUUAUGCGUUUACAGAUCUGUUUUCAGAGUUACAGAUAUAAGUACAUUUGCAAAUCUGAAUACCUAUUUGAGGGUAUUUUCUUUGCAGAUCUUCUGAAUAUGUAUUUGCAUAUUUUCUUGUACAAAUCCAGUUACGCACACACAUGGAUUUUGUACAUAUUUGCAAAUCCAAUUAUACACACACAAAGAUUUCAAAUACAGAUUUAAAGGUUGUUUUUACACAUUUUGAAAUCUGUUUACACAAAUUCUAAGAACAGAUUUGUAGAUCCACGUGCACAUAAAAAAAAAAGCAUUUGGAGAUUCUUUUACACAUUCAUAAAUAGUUUUGCUAAUAAAGGCUUCAUUGAUUUCAUCAUAGGACAUUAACAACAUGAACAAAAUGUAGGGUGAAUUUGGGUAAUCUUCUCUAACCACACCAGAAGAAAGGUUUGAGAUCUACUCAGAGAAGACAUGACACAGCUAUCAUUUUUCUUUGUGCCAAAAAAGACAAUUCUGCCUGAAUCUGGGAUAAUAUUUUUUUUAAAGCAUUAUGAGAAAAGGAAAGAAAGCUUAAUGUAUAUAUAAUAUGUAUAUUAUGUAUAUUUUUUUCUCUAAAGAACCCAAGCCUAAAUAAAUAAACUCUGAAUUAAUUUA
This is a messenger RNA of Pleuronectes platessa (European plaice), 2806 nucleotides long. RefSeq names its product leucine rich repeat containing 47 (gene lrrc47). Bases 30 to 1706 code for a protein of 558 amino acids. The transcript has 7 exons. The record is from RefSeq and is a predicted model, not a curated record. Gene Ontology annotation, biological process: phenylalanyl-tRNA aminoacylation. NCBI's taxonomy places the organism in Eukaryota, Metazoa, Chordata, Actinopteri, Pleuronectiformes, Pleuronectidae. Gene Ontology annotation, molecular function: protein binding; RNA binding; phenylalanine-tRNA ligase activity.